AUGCAGACUCAGUCGUCGUUUUAGUUCAGCGAUGGGAGGCGAAGAAAUAUUCUUAUUCGUUGAAAAAGUAUCAAAAAAAAAAUAUUAAAGUGAAAUUCUAUGAGUUGGAUGAGGAUGAUUGUGAAGUAUGGAAUGCUUUUGGAUCGUUCAGUGAAUUUGAUGUUCAUCACCAGUAUGCAAUUGCACUUAAAACGCCACCAUAUAAAGAUCAGAACAUUCAAGAAGACAGAAAAUGUUAUAUUCAGUUACUGAGACCUACUGAUAAUAGUGUUAGUGAACCACUAGAUUUUUUGUAUAAACCAUCAGCUCGUAUAUUGGGUUCUGAUCGCAAAAGAGUACGCAUGGAUUCAAACUUCAAUAGCGAUGAAUUUUUGAGUACUUUGCCAACAGUGUUAACCAGUAUGAAUUUAUCGACACCAGAAUUCAUCAGUAAUGAAUACAGCUCAUUGACACUUUGCGAGAGUGAUAUGAAAGAUGCUAUGAACUCUGAUGAAUUUAAAAACUUUCUUGAGAUGGUUCAUAAUGAUAUAAGCAACACAAGAAGUUUGGACUCCCAGGGGGAAUCCGAAUCAGAAAGUUCGUUGACCACAGAUUGUAUGGGGCGCAGCAAACCAACUGUUUCUACCUCUGAAGUUAGAAUAGUACAUGCUCAGAUGGCUGAUAUGGUACAAUUAUCCAAUCAAAACGUUUAUAUUGAACAACAAAGUUCUGAUAAGGUUGAAAUUCUUGAACCAAAUACACAAAAGGGAAAAAAAAUUGUGAAAUUGCGAGGUGGACGCCCUUCACCAUCAAAUGCUGAUAUUGAAUCAAAGAAGUUUGAAGACACUUCAAAGAAAUCUGGUAAUGAAAAACCAGUACUAAAUAGGAAGGACAAGUCAGUAGAAUCUCAAAGAGAAUUUUUCAGAAGUCUUAAUAAUUUACGUGGAGGCUGGUUGCCACCAAAUGAUGAUGAUUCUGGAUCUAAAACAGGCAAGGAAGGGAAAUUCUUGGAUUAUCUCAAAUUAAAGAAAGUCAAUGAUAAUGAUAAUGCAGAUAUUGAACGUUCUAUAAAUAUAGCAAAGGAAAGAUCUACUAAAUUGCAAACAUUCAUUGAUUUUGAAAUUAAACAUCAGCUAAUAAUGCUUUUGAAGAAUGUAAAGGAUCCUACAGCUGCCAAUGACUCAAAAACUAAGAGAGAUAAUGAAUCUGCUGUUACAAAAUUAUUCAUGACCGGAGAAAAUGGGAAUACGGUUUUGCAUGGAGCUGUGGACCUGGAUGAGAUGAGCAUAGCACGAGAUAUGUUAGAUUUGCUUGUUCACUGUAAUUUAAGUGAAUUGCUUAAUGUUAAGAAUCAUUUUGGAAAAUCUAUACUUCAUGCGGCCAUCGAGAAAAAACAUUAUACAUACAUCAAACCUCUUCUUGCAGCAGGAAUAAAUCCUAAUAUUACUGAUGAUGAUGGGAACACUCCAUUACAUACAGCAGUGCGAGAAAAGUGUUUGAAUGCAGUAACUCAUUUGUUAAAUUCAAAGUCCAAACAUAAAGUUGAAAUUGAUGUUGAAAAUAAUGAUGGUAAAACAGCUCUUCAUCUAGCUGUGGCUGGAGGAAACUGCCAGAUUGUUGCAAAGCUGUUGGCCAAAAAUGCAGAUGUAAACCAUGGCGAUGCGCUCAAUGACAAUACUGCAUUACACAUUGCAGUCGAAAAUAAUCAUCCUGAUGUUGUGAAAAUUUUAUUGGAUGUUCCAAAUAUUUCAGUUGAUGAAUACAAUCGGCAAGGACAUACGCCCCUGCAUUUAGCUUGUGUUAUAAAUAGUGGAAAAGGAUCUGAAAUCAUUGUUCACAAGCUUCUUGAGGCUCAGGCUGAUCCUUUAAUGCCGAUGGAUUCGGUGAAACACGAACCAAAAAGUGAUGACGAAGAUUCUGAUCAGGAAGAUCGAUUGGAGAUUGGCAAUGCUUUUGAACUAGCUACAUCAAAUCCUCAAAUUCUAGAGUUUUAUUAA
Molecule: messenger RNA, 1976 nt
Organism: Ctenocephalides felis (cat flea)
Lineage: Eukaryota; Metazoa; Arthropoda; Insecta; Siphonaptera; Pulicidae
Product: nuclear factor NF-kappa-B p105 subunit-like
Exons: 14
Coding region: 342-1976 (544 amino acids)
Molecular function (GO): protein binding
Source: RefSeq, a predicted model, not a curated record